UUUUGCAGCCUAGUGACCGGGUAACAGCCAUAGACGAGCAGUGUCGUCCUGACUGCUGUUGAGGGAUGAGGGAAGAAGCUUCUGAUAUUAGCCUGGAUUCCAUGGCCAGCACUACUGCUAGUGACGUCCUCAUCCGCUCCACAAGUGUCCAUAAGACCUUCCACAGUAAGGAGGACAGCAGACCCCCCACUGCUCAUGGGAGACUGGCCCCAGGUGAAACCAGCCCCAGUGAGGCAGCAGGAGGAGGCCUUGGGCGCCCUGUUUCAGUGGCCUCCAGAAUGGAGCACAGUCAGGUGGCAUCUGCUGAUGGUAGUGGACGCCAGGACUGCGAUGCCAGGAGGGUGCACAUCUCGGUGAAGAGGUUGCGGGAGGUGCCCGCUCCCGUCCUCCCAGACUUUGCCUUUAAGAAGCGAGACCCUGCCCACAUCCCGCCGGCUCUACCUGCUAACAAGUAUCCCGCUGUCGCCUUCACCCUAAUGGAUGAUACGAGGAAUGGCUCCACAGUGCCGAAAACCCAUUCUCCAUCCCAAAAGGUUCAUGUGACGAGACAUUUUCAAGACUCCGCUGAAGAGAAAACAGUCAUGAAGAAACCACUAGAGGGCAGCACACAGAAAAGUACGGACGUUCAGAUUUCACAGUUUACUAAUGGCCAAAAAGAGACUUUGUUGGCAGCAUUAAAUAAAAGAGCCCAGAGUGGACCUGUCACCAAACGCGUUCCCGUUCAGCUGCUGGGUGAUGUUGCUGGUAAAGGUAGAAAGACUGUGAGCAGCGCUGAGAAGAAUCAGGAGACCAGUGCGAUUCAGACCGCUACCAUUGCUGCUGCCACUGCUGCUGCCAUCGCUGCCGCUGCUCCAGUGCUAAAGGUUCAGGGUAAUCUGGAGGCUCAAGUGAACUCUGUGACUCAGCUGCUUAACAAACUCCAGGAGGCCGAUGGGCAGCUGCAAGCGCUCACAGAGCAGCACAGACAGAUCCAGGGUCAGCCGCUGGAAAGAUUGUAUCAGGGGAGAGUCAGCGAGCUGGAGAGGCAGCUGACCCUGCUGACAGAGCAGAGGCUCCAACAUCUGGAAAAGCUCCAGCAGCAGCAGCUGGAGAUGCAGUCACAGUUUAUGAACUCCGCCAUUAAUGCCAGCGCAAGCCACCGUGAAGCUGCAGCUCCAGUUUAUUCUCAUCUGCCGGUGACGGUUUUUCAGCCCCAGACAAGUGCACCUCCGAAGAACCGCGAGAAAGUUACUGCUCCAGCUGUGAGAGAAAUAACUGAGAAUACAGGGAAAUCUCCAUUAGAGACUCCUGCACCUCGCAGAUUUGCACCAGUACCUAUAUCUAUGGAUGUUCAGGUUCCAUCAAGAUCAUCGCUGGGAAAAGAAAAUGUGGAGGAACCCAAACUAUCAACUUCUGGUAAAGUGCAUUUUUUACGUGAGAUCCUAGGACCUGACAAUACUCCAGUAUCAAGAUCAGCAUAUAAAACCCACACUCCCUUAAACCUGACAGCAACUGACAGCCGCCCCUUCACUGACAGCUUCCUCCAGAAUAAGGAUCCAUGUGGUGCUCGAACAUUGUCUCUCGCCCCUACCACUGCGGUGCAGAAGGCCAAUGAUGUUCUGCAGGAUCUAAGUGCUUUAAAGCAGGAGAUGCAAACUAUGAUGAAGGAUGCAAAGCAGUGGAAAUCUCAAGAAGCUGAACUGAAGCCCAAGGAGAAGCCGGCAUUUCUCUCCACUUCUCUAUCUAAAUCCCCUGUCUCCUGGAGAAGAGCUGUGAAUCCCCCAAAGUCCAUGUUUGAGGACGCUGAACGCAUCCUAAGAGAAGUGCAGAAUAAUAAGAAAAUACUUGAAGACAAUUUAGAAGCCAUUGCCCGAGCCAGUGAUUGGGCCCGCAGAGAUGCCUUCAUCAGUGCCCUGGCUACAGCAGACAGUAAUGAAGCAGAGAAAAUUCGAAUUCAACAGACUGUAGAUUCAUGGAUUACUGUAAUCUCCUCUGAAAUUCAGGAUGAAUUGGCAACAGAUGAUUUAAGAAAAAAGAAAUCGGAUGAGAGCUGUAAAGAGUCUGCAGUAAGGAGAAACACAGGAAGCACUAAAGACAUAAAAGAUAAUAGAUGGCGGGACAUCAAAGCUCCAGCGAGCAGUGCGAUGAGAAGUACAAAGCCUUCAUCUGGGGUCUCGGCCAAACUUCAAUGUAAGAAAAGUGGAGAGAAGAUCGCAGGGCAGAGCAACCGAGACUUGCCAAAGAAAGAUGGAGGUUCAAAGGUGCCUCAGAAGGUCAACGCAUCCUCUGUGAUGGAUGAAGAAAUGCUAAACCGUGUUUAUGGGACACCCGUCUAUCAAGGACACCGCGGGACUCUUAAAAAGGGUCCAUAUCUUCGGUUUAGCUCUCCCCCUCCCAAAACCAAACCGCAGAGGCCUAAAGUUGUGGAGACUGUGAGGGGUGUCAAGGUGAAGUCUGCUAAGAUACAGACCAGCUCCUCUGAAAUGGCGAGAGACGUCGUCAAAUCCCGAUCUCCGGACUUUUCUGUACCAAAGAAUUGCGAGCCUCAGUAUGUAUUUAUCCCGUCACGAGAGACCUAUGCAUUAGACGCUCCAGUUGAGGGACGCCUCUUCCCAAUGGCGAUACCACUAGGGAGACCACGAUUUGGUAGGACUUCUCCUCUUCCAUCUUCUGUAAUUCUUGCUCCUCAUCAGCCUGUGGUGAAUGUUUCUAUUCCACCAAUGCCACCAAAGCCUAAGGCAGACGUUGUGAAACCCAACAUCGCUGUGGUGGAGAUGAGGUCCGAGAGAAAGGAUCCCCCACAGCUUAGUGUGCAGGUUCUACCUUGUGUUGAUAUAGACAGCAUUGCCAGUGACAGCCCAUCAACGAGCCGUAGGACCCCAAGCCCAGAUCCACCACCUCGUACACCCAGCCCUGUGAAAACUGAGAUUCAGAUGCCAGAAAACAUUGAAACUGAAGAAGAAAUCCUAGCAAUUCCUGGCAACUCCUUGCAAGAAACAGACAUCACUCCGGAUAAUCAAGUAGAUGAAGUCCCAGAGCCUCUGUUGGAGCUCAAUGGUUUUGGGGAUACAAAUCCACCUCAGUAUGGAGGAAUACCUUUCCCUCCUCCGGCACCUGCUCUGCAGACAAGUUCUGACAUCCUUGAUGGAAUCGUUACAAGGAGGGAGGCUCUGGUGAACAGACUGCUCAGCCGGGUGGAGCAGGAAAUUAUGGCCAAUGUAAUCAGAGAAAUGGAUUCAAGGAGACAGGACGUCACCUCCCCGUACAGCAACGAGAAUAGUGAAUCGUCGUCUUCGGAUAUUGUGGAGGCAGCAGGAGGAGAAGACUUGCAGUUGUCUGUUGAUGCUGGUGUCCCUGUAGAUUCCAGCCUGAUUCGCCAGUAUGUCGAAGAUUACUUCCGAGAGACCAUCGCCAUAAUACUGCGUGAAAGAGAGACUCGACGUGCGCCAGUGUCUCCACCAAAGGAGCCUGUGGUUCAGCCAGCACGUGUUGAGAUUACUCCAGUUGCCACCCCUCAGUGCACACCACCAUCGUCUCCUCCGCCUCCUCCAAGAGAGGUCAUUAUAGUGAAAACACCUGAACUAUCUCCGCAGACUUCAUUGGAUGAACCUGAACUUCACCAAGAAGCAGUUGUUACACCCACGAUGACACCAGUAGCUUCUCCGAGCAGAGUGAAUACUCCCACAUCUCUGAUAUCAGAAGAUAAUAAAGAACAACCCUCCAUAAAGAGUCCUCUCCCUGAUCCAUGGAGCAAUACAGAUCUGCCAUUAGAAGAGGAAAACCCUCACCCUCCUGUCGAGGCUGUUCAGUACAAGGAUGCUGUCGUAAUGACGGUGGCUGAAGAAGAACCAAAGAGCUUAAUCUCAGUUACAGCUCCUGAACCCCAGAGGCCAAUGGUUCUUUCUCCAAAACCAGACAUGUUGUCACCUCCACGUUCUUCAUCAAGCUCUUCAGCUUCCACCGAGGAGAGCAGCGUGACCGUCACAGAGUCAGACACCACAGACAAACCGCUCUCAGAAGGAGAGGUCCUGUACAGCUAUGGACAAGUAGUUCUUCCUAGAGCCUUGGCGGCAGGUGGAUUGAUCUAUCCAAACGUGACGGAAAGUUUAUCCAGCACUCUUAAGGACGCUAAUGACAUGGAACUGGAUCCUCCCAGUGAAGGACAGGUAGUGGACAGGCCUCUCGGAGGAGCACGUCCUGACCCCAUCCAGUCGCUCUUGGCCAAAUUGAAUCAGGAUUCUGUUGCACGGCAAGAAGCACUGUACCGCCCAGAGAGCUCUGGGGAUGAGAACAGCAUGGGGGAAAUCAGCGAAGGUCAGAGGCCACCUCUGACACCGGCAGCCGAGCAGAUCCUGUUGGGACCUUCUGCUUUUAUGGACAGAGCCCACACUACGGGUCAGACGGCCAGACACCUAAUGAUCCAUCCGUCAUCCCAUGGAGCACAAGUGAAUAUACCAGGAGUAAGCCAGGGAGACGCCGACAAUAUUAGUUCUGGGCCAAUGAGUCUCGGUGAUCUGGAGUCUCGGCUUUUGCCUGCUUAUUAUCCACAUGCCGAAGAUUUGCACCAAAUUCCAGCUGCGGCUAGAAACACCUCACAGGGUCCUGCAGAACCUCAAAGGGAGCACCAGCCAGUGCCUACCCGCCUCAUACAAGUUGGCGUCAAGUCAAGCGAUGAUCCACAGCAAGGAAUACGGGAGGACCCCGACAGAACUCUAGUGGAGCCCAGUGUCUACCUCGGCUAUUCAGGAGAAGCGGGUGAAGCUGCAAGAAUGAUGUCCGUGACCCUCCCAUCUAUGAUAGAAGAUGACGAGGAUGUCAAAUCUACCUACAAGGAGUCCGACUCUUCAGGAGCUGAUAGUUUCUGAAAAAAGGACCGGGCAAGACCAAGUCAGACACGUCCUAGGCGGAUGAGCAGGGGCCAGACCAGCGUGAGAGCCGCAGCAUCCAGGACAUGGCAUCUUCUGCCUGCACCUGUAGAUCAUGACGAUUGUGUGGAUGUACACUGUAUAAAUACCCAGAGCUUUUAUAGUUUAUGAUUUUUUUUUUUUUU
Molecule: messenger RNA, 5029 nt
Organism: Bufo bufo (common toad)
Lineage: Eukaryota; Metazoa; Chordata; Amphibia; Anura; Bufonidae
Product: KIAA0586 ortholog
Exons: 32
Coding region: 66-4844 (1592 amino acids)
Biological process (GO): smoothened signaling pathway
Cellular component (GO): centriole; ciliary basal body
Source: RefSeq, a predicted model, not a curated record